AUGUUAUCAGUAAGAGACAGUAUUUUUUCGAAAGAUGGUAUUUUUGGACUGGGGCUGUCAACGGAAAAUAUAAACAACAGUCUACUGGAACAACUGUUAAAAAAUGGAGUUAUUGCUGCAAAAUCAUUUGCCUUUUGGAUCAGUACAGUCACUCUUUUGGGACAACUGACCUUGGGUCGAGUAGAAGCUGAUAAGUUCACUGGUGAUUUGGUCCCCCACAUCAUUGUGACGAGCGGUUCACGGCCAGAAAUUUAUUUGCACUCUAUUGAUUUGUGGUUUGCUGAAAAGCCUAGUGUUCAAAUCCUUACUCAUCCUGUUCUUGCUUUUCUUAAUCCAAGUGAAAAACACAUUUAUCUCCCUCCAGCUUUGUUUCAGACCUUUCACAAAAAUGCUGAAUUCUACUACAGCAGCAUUUAUAAUGGUUACGUAGGGCCUUGCCGCUCUUCUGGUUCUCUGAAUAUCAAAUUCUCAAAGUUUGGUCUGGAAAUCCCCCUGACAAGUUUGCAGCAACCUUUGGAAGGAUACAUGAAUACAUGUAUCUCACUGGUCCGUCAAGCACCUCCUGAUGAAAGUGCUACAUUGGGGCAGCCGUUUCUUCAACAUGUUUACACUUUUUUUGACUAUGAAAAAAAAGUGAUUUCACUGGCAAAAAUUGUAAACAACCCCCGGAUCCAUGCAAGAGACUUGCAGGACACUGCUCAAGAUGGAAUUUCUAUUAGCGUUUCUGCAGCAGGCUCAUCAAAUGGCGGCUCAGUACAAAGGGUAAAUACACUAAGUAUUCCCUCAAACUAUGGUCUCAACUUGGGUCUUGCCAAUGUUUUUGCCAAUAUUGGAACCUCUUCGGCCUCAGCAGAUACCUCUGUCCAAACGUUUGAGGCUGCUCCCUUGGCUGUAGCAGCAACUGUUCAGCCAGUUUCAAACAGUGCUGCUGCUCAAGUUUUAAAUUCUUCACCUGCAACUAUUGCCACAAUCAGUGACGGUAAAGCCAUUCUUACAACCAUUAGCUCUGUGUUCCCUGUAUUGGAGUCUUCUGUUAGUUACGGCAAUGAUUUAGUUGGGGCCAAUUUCCUGGCACUUGCAACUGAAGCCAAAGCUAGCGUUUCUGCAGGAAACGGUGUUGGUGGAGUUUCUUUCAGCACAUCAGGGACUUCUGUUUCGUUAAAAGCUAGUGAAGACGGUAUAGCUCAGGAAUCUGAUAAAACUGAAAGCUUGGAAGCCGAUGUCUCAGUGACAGCAGGUCCUGGAACAAGCGUAUCAUCAAGUGCGACUGCCGCUGCUGGUCUCGGUACGUCAGUUUUUUUUAGCUCCACUUCAACUAGUCUCACAAACGGGACUCCAGUUGCAAGCUCUAGUACAUCUACAUCUGUGGCAGUAAGCUCAUCCUUUUCAACUGCACCAAUUUCUACUGUUGAAAUGGCAACAGCUCUUACAUCAACAACAUCUACUGGUAAUGCUGUUGCUACUGGAACAAGCAUCUCAGUUAGUGCAGGCCUUGGUACAAGUUCUUCGGCUACAGUGACUGCAUCCGGGUCUAAUGGGGCGGUGACAGGUGUUGCUGUUGUAGCAAGUGCGUUAGAGAGUGAAACUUCAACACCGGCUCAAACUUUGGCCGCUACUUUUGCAACUGUUUCAGCUGUCGCGAGUCAAAAAACAAGCACAACUACGACCACUUUUUCUGAAGCUCCUGCUACAACAAGUACAAGUUCUGUGAGUUUGGCCGGGAAAACAAGUACUACUACCACCACCUUUUCUGCACCACCAGCGACAACAAGCACAAGUUCUGUGAGAUUGGCCGGGACAACAAGCACAACCACAACUACUUUUUCGAAUCCUCUUGCUGUAACAAGUUCUGUGGGUGGGUCGACGAGUAAUGCUGGUGGCCAAACGAGAACUUCAACAACAACAUUUACAGCGUCCACUCCUUCACCUACAAGUGUUUUAGUACAAUCUAGUAGUGGUCGAAGAACAGUCACAACCACAACUACAUAUUCGCCUGUUGAAUCCAGUUCGUCAAUCAGUAGUUCGAUUGCCCCAGGAAGUAGUACAAGCUUCAGUACAGGCACGACUAGCACAUCUGCAGUUUCUGUGGUAAACAGUUUUACCACAAGUUAUACAACAACAAGUACUCACAGCAAUACUUAUACCGAAUCUUACACCACACAGUCUUCAUACACAACAACUUGGGUGGAUUCGGGAAUUGCAACUCAAAGCUCCCAGUCUUGUCAUGUAUGUCAGGAAACAUCAGCUGCUGGAAGUUCCGUAGGUGCAAUUAAUACUGGUGGUUCUGUGAAUACAGCAACGACUUUAAGCUCAGCCUCCCGAACAACAGUGGCCCAGCCCACCACGGUACAAACAAGUCUCUCGUCCACAGCAUUUUCAUUAUCUGCUGCCCCUAGAAAUUCUUUCUCUUCUUCUAGGAGUUUUGGGAAUACAAGCACCACAGCGCAGAUUAGCGGCUCAUCCAGCCCACAAAGCCAAAGUACUAGUAGCGGGUACAAGUCCACAACUACGGUGUACAGAUGUCCUGGGUCUUGUCAACCCAAGAGUGCCGGCACUUCAGCAACAAGUCACAGCACAACUGCUACAGGAAGUGCGGUGGCAACUUCUGGUGAAAUCUCUUUUGCUCCUACAAUAGCCUAUAGCACUACUUCUGCGGCAACUGCUGCAGCCGGCACCAACCCCAUCGGUACCAAUCCUGUUGGCACCAAUCCUUCUGGCACCAAUCCUUCUGGCACUAACCCUAGUGGUACUGCUCCUGAAGGAACGGCUACCGUGAAGACCGGUGCAAUUAGCUCAACUACUGCCGUCGUGGCUACUGGAACAACAGCUGCAGGAACCGUGGCCACGGCUUCAGCUUCUAGUGCGGGAGGUGUGGCUAUAGGUUCUGCAGCAGGCACUGGUGCCAGUGUCUCUGUUUCUGUUCCAAAUGCUGCUGCUACAGGAUCCACAGCCUCCGCAACUGCUUCAGGCACCGUUGCAUCUGCGUCUGCUUUUGCUCCAGGUACUGUUACAGCCGGUUCUUCUACCUCCUCUAUAGGAACCUCAUCAUCAUCAUCAACUCCAGCUGCUGUAGCUACCGGAACAUCGGCGACUGGAACCGUGGCUAUUGCUUCUGCCUCAAGUGCAGGAGGUGUUGCCACAGGGUCUGCAGCUGGUACUAGUGCAACCCCUUCUGUGUCUGUUCCAAGCUCUGCCGGGACCGGUUCUGUAGCCACAGCUACCGCUUCUGGUUCACAGGCUACAGCAUCUGCUUCGGCACCUGGAACAACGUCCAGUAACACAGUAUCCUCUGGUUUGGUGUCUAUUUUGCCGGUCGGAUCUGCAUCCUCUGUAAUCACUACCGGCCCUAUUGACGUUACAGCUACCUCUGCAGUAGCACCGUCCACUUCUACAACCACCACCACGGCAUCCUCGUCCUUUGCUGUUGAGAUCCAAAGCUGUACAUCUGGGACUGGUUGUGUGGGAGUUUCCCUGAGUCCCACAGAAACUUGUGUUCAAGGUGCUGACUGCGAAACGCAACAAGUAUCCUCCAACAAGCCUGCCGUGACUUACUCGUCCAACGUACAAUCCAUCACUGGCAUUGAAACAACAGCAGAAAGCUCAGGGGGGGCGGUGAAGACCAGCAUUCCAAGCACGCCUUACACAAUGGCAUCAACAAGUAGAUCUUUUUCUUCAAGCUCACCUGCGGUUGUAUCGACUUCAAUCGCAGUCUCUUCAACAACAACAACCUCGUCACCCUCAGCCACCGUCUCGACUUCCAGCACUACCUCGGUUGCACCAGUCUCAUCAACAACGUUUAGCACGUCAACAACAUCCACAAGCUCAGCACCUGCUGCGUCUUCUGCUGCCGUCAUUUCAACAGCAAGCCAGUCCACCACACCAAUCACUGGCAGUGGUGGCGCCACAACAGCUAUAUCUGCUAUAAAUGUCUCAGCCACAACCAACUCUACGCCAACCACAUCUUCAUCCUCUCUAAUAACUUCUACCGCGGCUCCCGCAACCACUACCAGCGGAACAAACGCUGUUGGAGCAGCCGGCACAGCGGCCAUUGGGACGUCCGGAACCGCGGGUAUUGGAACCGCGGCAACCAUCAGCGGUGGAGUAUCUGGUACGGUUGGUGGAAAUGCUGAAGUGAGUGCACAGGGUAGUUCCACAGCCACAUCUUCGUCGACAACACUAGCAGCUGCUGCCACUAAUUCGUCAACCAGCACGCAAACCGCAGCAGCUGAAGUCACAACUUCCACGGGCGAGUCCAGCGACGGAGGGACUCCCGGGGUGGGGAUCUCAGGUGCUGCUGGUGUCGGGAUUUCAGGUGCAGCAGGGCUGGGAACUUCAGGAACAGUAGCGGGAGGGGUUUCCGGAACUGUGGGAGGAGGUGCUGAGGCAAGUGCACAGGGUACAAGCACGAGCACGGAGUCUAGUACAACUUUUAAUGACAGCGGCGACGAGCCGACGGCGCUUGCACAACGGCAACUGACGACCACAACAUCAUCUGCAGCCAUUGUUUCAGGUUCUGGAAAUGCUUCAGGAGGUAUUAACGUUCCAGAGGUGCCAUCGGUGAGCCUUGAGAACCUGUAUGUGGCUGCUGGGGGGACCGAAGCAGCCACGGUACAGACGCUACCUGGUGUUGUGAUUCCUAGCACGCCGCUCCCUGGCGUUACUUCUGCAGUUGGGCUGACUACAGUAGGUAGCAGUUUAGGAGGGGAUAUUAAUACCAUUGCAGGGUACGGGACUACAACAUCGAACGGACAGCUUGUGACGGCAACAGCGGUGAUUGGGUCUCUGGGAGAAUCCUCUGAGAGCGAAACAACAAAUAGACAGGUUCAUACUACGCUGUCAUCAUCGGUGGCGGCGGCAAGCACUUCCGGAUCAUUAGUGCAAGUGACAGCCAGUAGCAAUAUGUGUGGAUGGAUUAAUGGGACUCUUUGUGAGGGGUCUUCACAGUUGCAGCCUGUUGCGGUGAACAGUGGUAUUUUGUUAGAACGGAGUGUUGUUGGAUGGGGGGUUGUUGUAUUUUGUAUGUUGAUGGUAGUUUGA
Messenger RNA from Magnusiomyces paraingens, 5037 nucleotides. RefSeq lists its product as uncharacterized. The record is from RefSeq and is a predicted model, not a curated record. The transcript is spliced from 2 exons. The coding region runs from base 1 to 5037 and encodes 1678 amino acids. NCBI's taxonomy places the organism in Eukaryota, Fungi, Ascomycota, Dipodascomycetes, Dipodascales, Dipodascaceae.